UUUGUGAAUGUGCCAGUGUUGUAAACAAUUCGUAUCACUCUCGUAGGAAUUCAAAUAAUAUAAACAAAUUUGCACAUAAAAUGAUUCAGUUCAUUCCGCAUCGAUGUAUUUAAACAAUUCUUCAAUUAUGGAUCAACCUGUGAUUAUGGAUCAUAUAAAAGCAGAGAACUGUAGUCAACCGCAGGCGGAUUGGGAGGCAGAUAUUCACCAAUUUGCGAUACAAAAAGACAGUGUUCCCAAAUCAGUCGAAAUUGUUGAUCUCACAAACGAUGAAUAUCUUUCGGAGUACGAAGCAUUCUUGAAAAAUAUUAAAGCCCAUCGUAAACCUAACCCCAACAAGCGAUCGUUAAAGAACGUGGUUGAAAUUGUUCCGUUGCAAGUUGCACACCUUCAGUUGAUAAAUCUUCACCAAGAUGCCUAUGUUGGCACCGUUUUUGGUAUGGAUUUCAAAAACGUUAUGGUGUACGGGAGAAUCACGCCUGGGCCAGUGAGACACGAAAAUAAUACACACAUCUACAAUCUCGAUGAUGGAACCGGCGUUGUUAGCGUUCACUACUCACAUGGACUGCCACGGGAUAUUGACAAUCUUACUGCUGUACACAGAUGUGAAGAUAUCCUCACGAAUCCCACACCCCUCAACGAGGAGCAAGUCCCCGCCGAUCAGAAUAGGAGAACCGACCUGAAGCUGCUUCUCGAGCUGGUAAAAACACGUUGCCGGCAGCGUCUGGAAUAUUUUCGGCUUGGCGACCGUUGCUUUGCGAUCGGUAGGCCCUUCCUGGAUCGAUUCGAUCGGGUUGCCAUCUAUGCGUACAGUCUGCAUUCGGACAACGAUUCGGCCGGACACUCGGCAGAGAUUUUCUGGAAGACACAUUUGGCGCUAUGCUACGAACAAAAAUAUGGACCGGCUGUUACCGGUUAAGGAUUUCGAAGUUUUACACACUGAACUCAGUUUAUGAUCAGACAGUAUUUUAUUACAACAGGUUCAUUGCGUUUAGACAAAAAAAAAGUUAGACCGAUUCAGCAGGCAAUAUAAUUUUAACUCAAUCCGAAUAUAAUUGGCAGAAUAUGGAACACAAGGUAGAAUAUUUAUAGCGAAUUCGUUUUUAAAACUGAGUCAGUGCCAAACUGCCAAGUGCAGUGUAAACAUAUAAAAGUUUGAAUGAAAAUUUUUACUUAAUAUUGUUUGAUUACCUAACACAUGUAGUUCUGACACUCACUUAACCAUUUGUCGAUGCAUUUCCUGUUUGUUCCACAAAUAAUUACUAUUAUAAUAUAAAACCAUCAUUAGACACAGUUUUCGUUCAAUAUUCUGCGAUAUCGGAAAAAAACUUUUAUUUAAUCACAUAAAAUAAAUAUUCGAUACGUUAAAGUAAAUUUUCAUUCAUAAUUUUGAUUUUGAAAUUUAUUCCACCUGAAUAUCCAUCAUUAUUUUCACCUCCCAAUGAAAGCACACGUAGCUUAAUGCCGUCUACUCUACUCUUCAAAAUCUGAAUCCGAAUUGGAUUACGAUUCCAAUAAUACAAAAGCAAAAGCAGCAGGUUUUCCAUUUUCAUAGUCUUUAUUUUUAGAUUUUCCAAAACAAUAUUCGGAACUUGACAGUUCAGUAUAGUUGUAUUGGUGAACCCGAGUGUCAACCCGUGGAACAUCUCAGUGCGAAACUAACAGCUUUCGGGGCGAACUAGUGCGACACUGAGUGAAUAAAAAAACGUUUUGACAGCAGUUAGUGCGGCACUGGGGUUGAACCGGACAAAAACGAAUUCGCUAUUAAUCAAUUGCUUUCGAAGAUCACCGCUCUUAAUAAUCUUUAUUGAAGAAAUACGCAGUAAAUUGUCACAUUUUUUUUCUAGGA
This is a messenger RNA of Toxorhynchites rutilus septentrionalis, 1849 nucleotides long. RefSeq lists its product as uncharacterized. NCBI's taxonomy places the organism in Eukaryota, Metazoa, Arthropoda, Insecta, Diptera, Culicidae. The record is from RefSeq and is a predicted model, not a curated record. The transcript has 2 exons. Bases 104 to 919 code for a protein of 271 amino acids.